AUGGAACCUAUUACAGCUCCAAAAACUAUAACAAAAAUAAACACUCCAAAACAUUAUCCACAAUCAAAUAGUGGUAGGAAUUCUCCAAUAGUCGCAGAGGCUUCAAAUAGUAGUAGUGGUAGUCCUGAGGAACUAGAAGAAAAUGGGGUUAUUACUGAAUCAGAAGAUAUAUUAUCUACUCCGCCAACAGGAGAAGAAUUUAUUGACGAGGAGGAUCCUUUUCUUUUAGUGUCCUUAAGAGCUUCAAAGAGAUCGCCACCCAGACCAAAGCGUAUUUCAAACUUAUAUAUGUUUGCAUUUUUGGAUAUAUUCAUUAUAACGGUUUGUACGAUUAUGUUAGUUCAUAAAGACAAACAAGGUUAUUGGCAUUGGAAGAAAGCAGCCUGGGAUUGGGUUGCUCUCGGACUUAUAAGAUUUAUGAUUGUUAUAGGAGUAGCGUCUUCUAAGUGGAUUAGAGAAUUGCGCUGGGCUUUAGGAGCAUAUGUUGUUGUUACAACAGAUAGUCGUCGUAGAGCGAUGUUUCUACGAGAUCAUUCGAUCAUUUUUGAAGAGGAUAACUCUUAUGCUGAUGAAGAUGAGGAUAUUAAUCGUAAUCAGGGAAGAAACACUUCUUCGCGAUCAUAUGGCGCAACUUCCGAGCAUAAUGAUGAAAUUGAUGUUUUAGUUACCAACAACAAUCGUUAA
This is a messenger RNA of Funneliformis geosporum, 684 nucleotides long. The record is from the annotation of a GenBank genome assembly. NCBI's taxonomy places the organism in Eukaryota, Fungi, Glomeromycota, Glomeromycetes, Glomerales, Glomeraceae.